CCAGGGAGGCCUUUCCGUUCUCCAGCCGGGGCUGCAGGGCCAGGUUCUGCCUGGCCAAGGUGUAGUUGGAGGCCAGGCGCAUCUCCCGCUCCAGCUGCAGGUUCUGGAACUGCAACGACACACAGACAAGAUGUCUCCGAAAAGAUGAGCGCUGACAUCCUUUGGUGGCUGAAAGACGAUGAGGCAGCGGAGUUGGAGGGGACCUUGGCACCCCCAGAAGAUUUCAGAGAGAGCCCACCUUUGGCUUGUGCCCCAAAAGAGGGUGCCCACCCCGAUCAUCCAGAAGAGCCCCCUGAAAUGCCAAGGGAGUGCACAAUCAAGCACUUUUUGAAGGAAGAUUCGGAAGAGGCAGAGCUGGUCCAGUUCCUGGGGGACUAUUCUGCGGAGGACACCUUCCGCCGGCUGGAUCCCAAGGAGAAGGGCCAAAGUCCUGUCCGGAAGCCCCCCGAGAUGUUCGCCGGCGUGACCGGGGCCAGGACCCUUGCGCAGGAGGAUGCUGCCGUGGAAGAGACGGAGCCCAAAGCCUUCCACCGACCCCGGCCUCUCGACCUGAAGCAACAGCAGCACAUGGCCGCCCCGACGCCCCCCAGUCCUUCGCGGCCCAGAAGCCCCUGGGGCAGGCUGGAUCCCUACGACUCGGAUGAGGACGAUAAGGAAUAUGUCGGCUUUGCCACGCUUCCCAACCAGGUCCAUCGGAAAUCGGUGAAGAGGGGGUUUGACUUCACCCUCAUGGUUGCAGGAGAAGCUGGGCUGGGAAAAUCGACUUUGGUGAACAGCCUCUUUCUGACGGAUCUCUACAAGGACCGGAAACUCUUAAACGCAGAAGAACGGAUCCUGCAGACGGUGGAGAUCACCAAACACGUGGUGGACAUUGAGGAAAAAGGGGUGAAGCUCCGCUUGACCAUUGUGGACACGCCUGGCUUUGGGGACGCCGUCAACAACACCGAAUGCUGGAAGCCCGUAGCGGACUACAUCGACCAGCAGUUUGAGCAAUACUUCCGCGACGAGAGCGGCCUCAACCGGAAGAACAUCCAGGACAACCGAGUCCAUUGCUGCCUCUACUUCAUCUCGCCCUUUGGACACGGGUUGCGGCCGCUAGAUGUGGAGUUCAUGAAAGCGCUCCACCAGCGGGUUAACAUUGUCCCCGUCUUGGCUAAAGCGGACACCCUCAUGCCCUCGGAGGUGGAUCGGAUGAAAAACAAGAUCCGUGACGAGAUCGAACAGUUCGGGAUCCGGAUCUACCAGUUCCCAGACUGUGAUUCGGACGAAGACGAUGACUUCAAGCUUCAGGACCAGGCCCUUAAGGAGAGCAUCCCUUUUGCUGUGAUCGGCAGCAACACGGUUGUGGAGGCCAAAGGCAGGCGGAUCCGGGGUCGGCUCUAUCCGUGGGGCGUUGUGGAAGUGGAAAACCCCGCGCACUGCGACUUUGUCAAGCUGCGCACCAUGCUGGUGAGGACGCACAUGCAGGACCUGAAGGACGUGACUCGGGAGACGCACUACGAAAACUACCGGGCGCAAUGCAUCCAAAGCAUGACUCGGAUGGUGGUCAAGGAACGCAACCGGAACAAACUGACCAGAGAAAGCGGGACAGACUUCCCCAUCCCGGCCAUCCCUCCGGCGCCAGACGCCGAGACGGAGAAGCUGAUCCGAGAAAAGGACGAAGAGUUGCGACGGAUGCAGGAGAUGUUGCAGAAAAUCCAGCAGCAGAUGGAAGACGCGCACUAGCCCUCCCUUGCCUUCGUCCCGGCGUCCGUCCUUUUAACCGUCCUCCAUUUCUCGCCCUUUUCCCUCCGGAGACGCAAGAUGUUUACAUUUUUCACCCCAGCCAUCCGGCCUCGGCACUCCAGAACUCAGUUUCGUUCCUGCACCUUAAGCUCCCCUUAGAUAUUUAUAUUUAGAGAGAGAGAUGUAUUAUAUUCUCACGUACAUUUGCUGCAACCAUUGCCUUACAACCAAAGCUGGCCGCGCUUAACUGAAGAAACGCGACGCUCACCCCAGCGCCAAAGAUUUUGACCCGAGACCUUUGUCUUUCCCCACAUCUCCAGCCACCAGAAAGCCAUUGCUGUGACUUUGGGUCUGCAAAGAUGGAGGAUCCCUGAAGACACUUGGGGAAAGUGUGGUGGCAAGAUGGCAGAUGCGUCUGGUUGUGUUCCUGUGGCCAAGCGCAAAAUGAUGACUGCGAUGGCGCCAAGGAAUCUAGAGGACCCCAAUGGAUCUCAUUGCGGAUGUCCACCAUUUUGUGUCUGGUUAUGGGGAGACACUUUGGUGAUCCUGUCUUCUCCCCACAAAGCAAAGGACUUCAGAAACUUCCAUGAAGGGAAUACCAUUAUACCAACCUCUUUAGCUCCCAAAAGAGCAUAUGCAACAGUUCCUAAAAGGAUGCCAGCUUGUCUCUAACAAGAUACCAGUCGUCUGUCCAUGUCCCUCCUUCUGUUUUGUUCCUUGUGCAAAUACGCCUGGCUUGGGUUGGCAAGUGACCAUCAAAUCCGGACCUGUUGCAAAUGGACAUCUUCCAUGAAACCUGAGCAAACCCUCUUCUGCCUUUCAAGAAGGUUCCUCAUCUCAUUGCAUGAUGGUGCGCCACACUUAGGGCCCUGCUCUUGUUGAAACUUAUAUCUCCAGCUUCAUUGAGUGCGCAUGCAGAGGACACAUAACGCAUGGAAAGGAUGUCCUGAAGAACAUGGAGGAAGCUUGUUCCCUGCUAUCCCAGAGACUAGGACAUGAACCAAUGGAUUCAAAUGAGAAGAGAUUCCACCUGAACAUCAGGAGGGACAUAGUUUUUUGUGGCUUUUGGGGGCUAUGCAGCCAUGUUCUAGAAGAGUUUAUUCCUGACGUUUCGCCAACAUCUGUGGCUUUGGCAUCCUCAGAGGAUUUAUCCUUCCUAUAUGCAUGCUACAGUUCUAGUAGGUGGCGUUGCCAAUACCAUCCCUAUGUUCUGCUCCUCUGCCUUUUAAGGCACUUUAAUAUGUACGUACCCGCAGGUGAUGCUUUACUUUCACAGCAUAGAGAGGAACAUUUGCACUUGGCACAGCGUCUGCAGGUCAAACUGUUGUUAAUUAUUAAUUUAUUAUUAUUAUUAUUAUUAUUAUUAUUAUUAUUAUUAUUAUU
Molecule: messenger RNA, 3108 nt
Organism: Sceloporus undulatus (fence lizard)
Lineage: Eukaryota; Metazoa; Chordata; Lepidosauria; Squamata; Phrynosomatidae
Gene: SEPTIN4
Product: septin 4
Exons: 15
Coding region: 145-1725 (526 amino acids)
Biological process (GO): cytoskeleton-dependent cytokinesis; regulation of exocytosis
Cellular component (GO): septin ring; microtubule cytoskeleton; synaptic vesicle
Molecular function (GO): GTPase activity; molecular adaptor activity; GTP binding
Source: RefSeq, a predicted model, not a curated record